GUCUUUAUCAUGUGACGUCUAGCACUCCUGAUGCUUACAUACGCUAGUGACAUCAACCGUAAAAAAGUAGUAUUAACAAUGAGGUUUAAAAAAUUUUAAUUUACAGCAGAGUAUUGCAAAGGAUACAAUAGAAUAUCAAUUCUUCAAUCAAAUUUAUCAAAUCAGAGGGCCUUUGAAGAUUUAAUAGUCCAGGGUUUCAGAAAUCUUAAUCCGAAAAAUAAUAAUAAAAUUACCCUUUGGUUUUGAAAAAUUGUCUAAUUAACUAUUGCAUUGAAUUCGUCACAGUUCAUUCGUCUUGUCUCUUGUAUCAACGACAAAGUGCGAGUGCUAAUGUAAUGGUUUUGUAUCGUUAAAAAAUUCCUCAGUCUUUUACUAAAUUAUGUCUGUUACCGAAGGGUACAUAAAAUUUGGCGAAUUUUUUAAGUCCGUUUACGAUGCUGCGAUUACAGAACCAUAUGCAAGUCGUUUCAAAGAGGCAUCUACAAAUGCAGAUAGAGAAGGAAUGAUAAAGAUUCUUAUAGAUAUACCGUGCGUAAAAAGUUUAAAAAUUAUCGAAUCAUACAAGGGUAAGGACGAUGUUAAGGCAACAAAAUUGUACGAUAAAAGUCGUGAAACGAUUAUUAAGGAUGGAGUUGUGCACGAAGAAGAAAAUAGAAUUAGUAUCCUUACCGAAACGCUGUUUACAGCCAGUGUAUCUAGUAGAUUAUUCCUGGACGCGCUUUUAGAUUGCGCGCAAUAUUGGUAUCAUUCGAAUGCUUUUUUAAAAUGCUUAAAAUACUGUGAAUGCAUGCUUGCUCUUCCUGCAAAUUUUUACGAUAGAACCAUCGAGAGUAUGAACGAUUUUUUGGAGCGUAGAAAAGCAUGCACCCAUUUAGAACGCGAAUGCUCCAAAAAGUUGAAAGUGUUGCCUUCUCAGGGCAAGAAACAGCGUAGGAAAUUCAACGCGAAUCAAUGCGUUUCUUUGGAGAACGCAUCAUUAGUAAACCAUCUGACGAUACCCUCCAUUGAUGGAAAAAAGCAUGCUAUUCUUGAAAGUUGUUCAGAUGCUGUGGCUUUACAAUUUGAUGAGAAACGUGGCCGACAUCUCGUAGCUACCAGAAAUAUUAAAGCAGGGUGUGUUCUUAUAGUGGAAUCACCGUUUGCUUUCAGCACAAACAACGAGGCACUCGAACGAAAUUGCUUACAUUGUCAUGUCACCCUCGAGAUGAAUGACAGUGUUAAAAUUCCUUGCCACUUUUGUCAAGCAGUGUCCUUUUGUUCAGAAAAAUGUCGCAACGAAGCAUGGAGAAUGUAUCAUCGAUACGAGUGUUCCAUAUUCGACGCCUUUUAUGACAACGAUUCUGAACAAUCACAACGACAGUCUUCGCACCUGCUUUUAGCUUAUAGAAUGACAAUCGCAGGAGCCUUGUCUUCAAAUGCUGAAGAAGUUGAAAACGAUACGGAUAAAAAUGAAAUUCCAUAUCUGAAUGAUAACUUUCUUCGGUAUCACAGUACAAAUACGAAUCAAGAAUGCAGCAAUUUAGGAACAAACGAAAUUUAUAAUCCUCGUGAUUAUCGUACCAUAUUAAAAUUAGAAACUCAUUGCGAAAGGAUAGAAGCUAGCAUAAAUCUGAUUCGUGCUAUCGAAGCAAUAUUUUUAGCAAAGUGUCUUACAUUUAUCUUGAGUAAAAUGGACGUUGUUUGCUUAAAAGAAACCUUUAUCACCUUAGCAGUAGCAACGUUGCAUCAUUUACAGGCUAUCAAUUGCAAUGCUUACGAGAUCGUAGAAAACUUGUAUGACAAGAAAACGCAUGUUUGGGAACCGAGACUCGUAGGUGGAGCAAUUUAUCCUUCUGUUAGCCUGGUAAAUCAUAGCUGUUAUCCAAAUGUCGUUCGUCAUUCUUAUCCAUCAGGAAUAGUAGUGGUAAGAAGUAUACGCUUUAUCGGUAAGGGAACCGAAAUCGUUGAUUGUUACGGACCACACUGUCUUAGCGAGGGAAGAUUAUCAAGACGCGAGUACUUGUGGAAAAAGUAUCGUUUUCUGUGUGCAUGUGAAGCUUGUACACAAAAUUGGCAAUACCCGUUACCUGAAACAAUAAAUUAUAAAUGCAGGGCAUGCUUAGAACCUAUUAAUAUAUUCGUUUCAAAUGAAAAAGAUGCACAAAAUGUAUCGAUUAAGAAAUGCCACAAAUGUAAUGAGAAAAUCGAUUGUAAGAAGAUAAAAAAUCAAUUUCGAAAAUCAGUUGAGAAAAGAUUAAACGCUGUGUCUAAAAUGUACGAAGGCCAUUAUGAACAGGCUCUACCUCAAUUGUUUGAGCACAUACAGUUUAUUGAAAAGUUCUUUGCUGCACCCAACAUUGAAACUAUCAAAACACAACAAUGUAUCAUUCAAUGUUACAAUCAGUUUGGCUGCAUAUCUCAAUAACAAUAACUCAACAAAAGUGUUGAAAUGUGUACACAUUUAUAAUUACACGUAUGGUAUAGAUGUGUACACACAUAUAUAUAUAUAUAUAUACUUAUAAUGUAUAUGAAUGUGGGUGUGUACAAUAUACACAUGUGCGUACACGCACGUAUAUACAUACAGAUGGCUUAAAAUUCGUAUCACAAGUACUAAAAAACAAAAACCUUUAUGUUUUGUAUCGAAUACCUUAAUUUUUUCAAUUUUUUUUCACGCAGUGCAAAAUGUUAUAAAAAAUGACAAACUGCUCUGCAUUCAUGGUGGUUUACUUCUUGUUUCGACACUUCACAAUUACUUUUCAACUAGGCUGGACAUUCAUUUAAAUUUGAUAAGGCUUUUGAUGUAGAACUGUGGCAUGAGCACCGUCGUUACUAGUAGUAAUACUUCGAUUGCUCAAUAUCGAUAAUUACUAUUAAAUGCACGUGUUAUGAUAAUCGUGUUCUUUUAUACUCAUAAACUGAAACUAAAAGAUCUUAGAUCUUGAAAACACUGCUUGCAUAAAAAAUAUAAACUACACAAAGUAGCUUGACAUACACGUGAUUCCAGUAGACAGUUUAGCUACUAAAUCACCAAAAUGUCUAAAUUGAACUAGAAACUGAUGACGUGAGUAAUGUAUAGACUCAGUUACCACAUGUGCGUCUCUCGGAUUUCGCUAAUAAUAUGACCAGCUUGUGUUAGUGCCUGCAACACAAUCAAACAUAUACACCUCAAUAUUUAUAGACGAUUUAAAAUAUUUUUUUUAAUAGAAAAAAAUCUAUUAUUUCAGUAGAUGUACCUUUAACAUAUUUGCUGCUUCCUUGCGCCUAACAGCAACGUGUUCACUCUCAUUUAAAAGUACUUCAGCAUGAUCCGAUUUAUACAAAUGCGUUACGAGUUCACUUUGUACGUUGUCUUUUACAUAGUUGACUAGGAAAUGCAUGACAGCUUUUGGUACGCUAUCUUGUAUAGAUUUUCGUACAAUAUAAAAGUAUGAUUUUAUUAGUCUUUCUACAAAGGAGAAAAAUGUUUAUAUAAAUAGAUAAAAUAAAAUGUCGAUGAUUUGAUGAAAAA
This is a messenger RNA of Osmia lignaria (orchard mason bee), 3487 nucleotides long. RefSeq lists its product as uncharacterized. The record is from RefSeq and is a predicted model, not a curated record. Gene Ontology annotation, molecular function: histone deacetylase binding. Lineage: Eukaryota; Metazoa; Arthropoda; Insecta; Hymenoptera; Megachilidae. Gene Ontology annotation, cellular component: nucleus; cytoplasm.